Molecule: messenger RNA, 1890 nt
Organism: Lathyrus oleraceus (garden pea)
Lineage: Eukaryota; Viridiplantae; Streptophyta; Magnoliopsida; Fabales; Fabaceae
Exons: 6
Coding region: 276-1619 (447 amino acids)
Biological process (GO): lipid catabolic process
Source: RefSeq, a predicted model, not a curated record
UUAUAACUAUGGUGCACAUUGCCUAUCAUCUUCCCAUUGACCUCUCCCUCAAGCUCAAUCUGGAUGUACCUUCAUUACACAAGAUCUCUAAUCAACUUGCAGAAAAUGGUUCAUAAAUGUGAGAAAAACCCAAAAUUUUGAUGCUUUUGUUUUCCAUGCACUACUUUCAGAAACACCCACGUUUCUCCAAUUUCGGAUUGUGAUCAAAGCGACCGUUUUUGGAUGAAGUUAUCAAGUUUGAUUCUUUGAGUUUCUGGGUCCCUGUUGUAGACACAAUGUCAAUUUGCUGUGGCUUGCCUCUUGUGGAGUGUGUGUAUUGUCUAGCUUGCGCUCGUUGGGCGUGGAAGAGAUGUCUUCAUACUGCAGGCCAUGACAGUCAAACAUGGGGGGUUGCUACCACGGAAGAAUUUGAGCCUGUUCCGCGUCUUUGUCGAUAUAUUUUGUCUGUGUAUGAGGACGAUCUUCGAAAUCCUGUUUGGGCACCUUCUGGUGGGUAUGGAAUUAACCCUGAUUGGUUAUUAAUUAGAAAGACGUAUAAAGAUACACACGGUAGGGCUCCGCCGUAUAUACUGUAUCUUGAUCAUGAUCAUGCUGAUAUAGUUCUUGCUAUAAGGGGGCUGAAUUUGGCGAAGGAAAGUGACUAUGCUGUUCUGUUGGAUAAUAAAUUGGGGAAGAGAAAGUUUGAUGGGGGAUAUGUUCAUAAUGGAUUGUUAAAAGCUGCUGGGAUGGUUUUGGAUGCUGAGUGUGAAAUUUUGAGGGAAUUGGUAGAGAAGUAUCCGGAUUAUACUCUUACUUUUGCUGGACAUUCCCUUGGAUCAGGAGUGGCUGCGAUGUUGAGCAUGGUGGUUGUGCAGAAUCGGGAUAGACUUGGAAACAUUGAGAGGAAGAGGGUUAGGUGUUAUGCCAUUGCUCCUGCUAGGUGUAUGUCGCUUAAUUUGGCAGUCAGAUAUGCAGAUAUCAUAAACUCCGUUGUGCUUCAGGAUGACUUCUUACCACGGACAGCCACCCCAUUGGAAGAUAUAUUCAAGUCUCUGUUAUGUUUGCCGUGCUUGUUGUGCUUGAAGUGCAUGAGGGAUACAUGUAUAUCGGAGGAGAAGAUGCUGAAAGAUCCAAGGAGACUCUAUGCACCUGGUCGACUUUAUCACAUUGUUGAGAGAAAGCCUUUCAGAUUCGGAAGGUUUCCUCCAGUUGUGAAAACAGCAGUGCCAGUAGAUGGAAGGUUUGAGCAUAUAGUUCUAUCUUGCAAUGCUACAUCCGAUCAUGCCAUUGUUUGGAUCGAGAAAGAGGCUCAAAGGGCUUUGAAUUUGAUGCUGGAGAAAGAUAAUACCAUGGAAGUACCUGCGAAGCAAAUCAUGGAGCGCCAGGAAACAAUGGCCAGACACAACCAUGAGUACAAAGCAGCAUUACAAAGGGCGAAAACGUUACAUGUUCCACAUGCUUUUAAUCCACCAUCACAAUACGGAACUUUUGAUGAUGAGGGUGAGGAGAGUUCGAGAAAGUCAGAGGCCGAGUUUUCUGUUAGUUCAACCAAUAAGAGUAGCGCUGGUGAAAGCUGGGAUGUAUUGAUUGAGCGUCUUUUUGAUACGGAUGAGCAUGGCAAGAUGGUGUUCAAGAGAUGAAUAAUGAUCGUGUAGUUUGUAUGUAUUAUACAUGAAUUAUUGUCUUGAACUAAAAUUCAUUCAUUCUUUUGUGAUUUUUGGUAAAUAACAUAAAGUGAUGAUUGGUUAAUCUUUUACUGUAGAAAUUGUUGGGAAUCACUUGUCUUCUUAUGCUUCAUAUAUGUUAGGAUACUCUUGAUGUAAAAGUGCACCAGUACACUUUCUUUGAUCAGUUUGUGUUAGUUAUGUCAAUUACAGUUCAUUACAACUGUAUUUAACUCUUUUAGCUUAA